AUGCUGGCUCGUUUUGUGCAUCUCGUUCCUUUUGUCGUGGCCUUGAUAUCGGCGGCACAUGCCCACGUCCUGCCUCACCAUGCCGUGCUGCACGCACGCCAUGCAGAGAGCGGUUCAUCGGGUGCGCGAGACCCGGCCGAUUACUUGCUCCCUGGCUUCCAGUUUGCCUCUGAGCUAGGCAGCUUUCUCGAUGGUGGCAGCUCUAGCAGCAGUCGCACCAGUGCUGAGGCAGCCACAUCGACUCCAUCAUUUAGGGCGACGUUCACCACGUCGUCACCGGCGUCCACAUCUACAUCGACAAUGUCCAGCUCGACUUCAUCAUCGAAUGGGGAUGGACAUGGCUUGGGAUCCCUUCUUGGUGGCUUGAUUGGCAGCAUCCCAGGCACAGAUCAUAUUUCUGAUCCAGACGUGUCCAGGUACGAGCAGGCAGAUCCUGAGCCACGGUGGGGUGCGAGCGCUGCCUUCUUGAACGGUCUGCAGGCAAUCGUUUUCAGUGGCGGUCAGAUGGGUGAAAAGGGCCACAUCACGAAUGAGACGCUCCUGCUGGACAUGAGCGGCCUCACGAAUCUCCAGAGCAUUCGCGCCGCCGUCAACGCGACGCCAUGGCUCAAGCACCACAACAACCACUCAGGUGCACCAGCUCCUUCAACGGCGUAUGCGGCGUCGCGUGUAUCGACGAGUGUGUGCGGUGCAACGGACGGUCACGCUGUGGACACGCUGUGGCUUGCUGGCGGUAAAACCGAAGACUGCUCGUCCCAAUCGAUGUUGUACACGUACAGCAUGGAACGCAAGAAUGACACUAUUGUCGGUGUUUGGCACGAUAUUAGCUCGAAUGGAACGAUGCCCCGUCGCCGUGCGCAUGCCCAGGCGGCUUUUACUGGCUUCAACUUCGCUGGCGGUGAUGACGUGUCGAUGAUUGUGCUUGGUGGCCAAGACUGGGACGAGGCUUGCCGCCGCAAUCACAAAGGUCAUACGAAGUAUGCGUUCUCGCUUGACCAGUGGAUCAUUGGCAAUGUCAUGGAUCAACAGUGCGAGAUGCCUCGUCAUACGAAGCGCGUCGGCAUCCAGACAUAUGCGUACAGGGACACGCUGGACACCGUGCCAGUGAUUGACUAUGCGGGCGUGUCGAUGCCGGCCAUCGAAAAUGCGCAGACGAAGCACACCGAGGAGCCGUUCUUGCUUCUUGGUGGCCGCUCGAAGGACCACAAGCUUGUCGAUCUGCACCGUCCAUGGGCGAUUGAUCUGGCCUCAGGUAAUUGGUCGCGUUGGGUAACCACGGGUGACAUCCCAUCUCCACGUGUGGGUCACUCGGCUGUCCAUGCCAUGGAUGGUAAGGUGUAUGUGUAUGGUGGAUACAAGAAAUAUGGCACAAAGCACAAUGCUGUCAGCAAGGUGCCGACCGAUGAAAUGUACGUUCUGGACGCGUCGACAACGCCAGCCGUGUGGUCGAAGGUCAAUUAUCAGGACCCCCCAGAAAAUGGCCCUCUUCCCUCGAAGCGUGCGUACCACUCAGCCGUCAUGGUCGACGAUGUGAUGGUCGUGGCCUUUGGUCAACAGCACAAGGGUACUGCGUACGGUCUUGAGAAGCGCGGUGGUACGAACCAGAACUCGUCGGAACCACUUGUCAUGUACAUGGAAACACGCAACAACAUCAUGGGCUUCCGAUGGACUGACAAGCUUUCAGCCAUUGUGUCUGCACGUCUCACGGAAAAUCUCCUCGGCGUUCAGACAAAGACGCAGAACGCCAAGUACUUGUCGACAUCGUCGGAUGAAAACCAGAAGACCAAAUCGAAGCCUUCGUCUAUGCCUCUCCCUGACAUGUCGCGCGUGCCUACGCCUAUUGAGCGGCACUCGAGCAUUGUGUCUGUGCAGAGCAAGAGCCAUGCCUCGGCGAUGAGCGCCUCAUCCGUAAGCAGUGUUUCGGCGAGCCGCGCAUCAGUGAGCCGCGCAUCGGUGAGUCGAGCGUCGGCAAGUCAAGCGUCAGUGAGCCGUGCGAAGGCCGAAGCCAGUCGCACUGCCGCUGCGAACAAGGGUUCAAAUCAGGCUCAAGGGCAUGGUCAACAACAAGGACAAGAACCAGCUCAGGGACAAGCGCCAGGACAGGCUCAGGGACAAGGCCAAGAUCAAGGUCAAGCCAAGAACGGUGGUGGCAACGGUGACAAGUCGUCAGACGGCAACUCGGACUCGUCUGAGCAGGCUGACAAGAACGGCGAUAACAAGAAGGAGAAUCAGUCGACUACCAGCUCCGGUGCCAUUGCGGGUGGUGUUCUUGGUGCAUGUGCGUUGGCCGUUGGUGCAGUUGUUGGUGGUCUAUACGCGUACCGAAAACGUCGUGAGUCGCAAAAGAUUGCCGAACUCCGCUCCAACGGUGUCCUGUAUAACGGCCGCGCCGGGGACCCAGAAUCCGCACCGCCCGUCUCUUCGCUAUGGCUCCAGCGUCCACUGAAGGAAGUCAUUCAACCUGGAGGUGGUCUUUGUGACUCCAACAUGUCGGCUGCAUCUAUGCAGGGUCACGUCGGUACACCACUCUCGGCUUCGUCAGCAGGCGGUCGCUCGAUUGGUUCAGAUGAGCGCCACGAAGUUCGCGGCCCUCGCUCGGCUUACGCGACCGGUGCGAUGCCCGACUACACUGGAGCUGGCGUUCCUGGCAGCACGUACUCGGCAAUGCCUCAAGAACACGGCAUCUUCGAUGAUUACGUGGCCGCAUAUGCACCCGAGGACCAGGCACCGUCGCAAGAACCGCACUACUCGUACCCGUACUUCGGAGGCGGCAUUCAGCGCUCAAGCGGUGGCGAAGUCACGACAAAUGUACCCGAUGAUCUCGAGUCUGUGUACACGAACACGGUGGAUGGAAAGACCAUGGUUCAUGGCGACGACAAUGAGGAAGGUUUGUCUGACCUUGGCAUGAAUGGCAUGCGGAGGUCAGCUUCAUUCCGGUUCCCUGAGGCACAGUCUCGUCCAUACACGCCACAUGACAACUCCAUGCUGCGUGUGAUGAACCACCCAUAA
Messenger RNA from Malassezia globosa CBS 7966, 3009 nucleotides. RefSeq lists its product as uncharacterized. Lineage: Eukaryota; Fungi; Basidiomycota; Malasseziomycetes; Malasseziales; Malasseziaceae. The record is from RefSeq and is a predicted model, not a curated record. Bases 1 to 3009 code for a protein of 1002 amino acids. Gene Ontology annotation, molecular function: protein binding. The transcript has a single exon.